Messenger RNA from Brassica napus (rape), 686 nucleotides. RefSeq names its product protein GLUTAMINE DUMPER 4. The transcript has a single exon. Lineage: Eukaryota; Viridiplantae; Streptophyta; Magnoliopsida; Brassicales; Brassicaceae. Gene Ontology annotation, biological process: regulation of amino acid export. Bases 135 to 587 code for a protein of 150 amino acids. The record is from RefSeq and is a predicted model, not a curated record.
CCAUUGUGCCAUGCAUCCUUUAACUUUCUUCUUUUUCUACUUAUAAACUCAGAAGAAAAAAUUAAAAAUAAAACGAAGAAAAAAUUAAAAAUAAAACGAAGAAAAACAGAAGAAACGUACAAGCAAAGAAAAAAAUGAGGUCAUUGAGCAUUAAGCCAACAUCGUUAGAUGCAGCGAGGCAUGCAACAUCUGUAGAAUCAUUCGGGAAUCACCAACUGCCACAAUCUCCGAGGCACUCGCCGGUGCCGUAUUUAUUCGGCGGCCUUGCGGCAAUGUUAGGCCUCAUCGCCUUUGCUUUACUAAUUCUGGCAUGCUCUUACUGGCAGUUGGCAACUUCAGGUGAAGAUUUCGGGGAAGGAAACGGCAGAGGGGUUGAUGAAGAGAAAGAGAGUCGGUCCAUAGAGAAGGCAGCGUACGAAGAGAAGUAUAUUGUUAUAAUGGCCGGAGAUGACUUGCCUACGUAUCUUGCGACGCCUGCUGGGAACAAGUGUGUUUGUAGUCACGAGGGUGAAAUUGUAAAUUUCAAGGAGGGAGAUGCUGCAAAGAGAGAGGAAACCAAACAAAAUGACGAAGCAACGAGUCACUAAGCUUUUCAUAAAAAAAAAAUCUCUCAGUUUUAGUAUUUUAGUUUUUUUGUUACUUUUUGCUCAAAAAAAUAAUAAAAUUUGUUACUUAUUUUCUUUUAA